Molecule: messenger RNA, 1038 nt
Organism: Didymella exigua CBS 183.55
Lineage: Eukaryota; Fungi; Ascomycota; Dothideomycetes; Pleosporales; Didymellaceae
Exons: 3
Coding region: 1-1038 (345 amino acids)
Source: RefSeq, a predicted model, not a curated record
AUGGCCGCACCCACCCGCCCACCAAAGAACGGCUUCAACAUCUGGGUCCACAAAGUCUAUAACUCCAUUGGCUUCAGUAAAGCCUACAACUUCGCCCUCUGGUUCAUCUUCGCCGGCGCACUCUUUGGCUUUUCUCUCGCCCGCUUCAUGUACUUCAGCUUCGACGGCCAUUUCUGUCCUCCGAAUCCUCAAGGUGGAGACUCAGCGGCGCCGGGAGAAUGCUACUACUACACCACUUUUACGCGCGACAAGAUCGGCAUCAUGCUCCACCUCGCCGGCAUCCUUCCUGCCAGCAUCCUGGUCUGUUUCCAAUUCACGCCGUUCAUUCGUCACAAGUGGAUCAUCAUUCACCGUGUCUUAGGCUACCUUGCGGUGCUAUUGUACACCGUGGGCCUUGUUGGCGCAUUGAUGAUCGCACACAUGGCUUUCGGUGGAGGCUUGGACGUGCAAUUAUGGGCCGGGUUUGUAGGCAUCGGUGUGUUAGUGUGCUUCAUCUUGGCCAUCGUCAACGUCAAGAGGCUGCAGAUUGAGCAGCACCGAGCGUGGAUGUUGCGGGGAUGGUUUUGCGCGGGCUCUAUCAUCACGAGUCGCUUCAUCAUGAUCAUCGCGGCGACGAUAAUCUCAAACAAGGGCCACUACAUCGUGUGGCCUUGCGCAAAGAUCGCCGCUACAAUCUCUGAAGAUAUCGACCUCGUCUCCGCAUAUCCUGCAUGCGCGUCAUACGCAGAUGGGAGCAAACUCGGCCAAGUCUCAGCAGUGCUUGCAGACAUGAACGGCGCAUCAGCUGCAGAAGCUGCCGCAGCAUUAAACGUAAGCUUUGGUAUGGCGCUAUGGCUCGCGUUUGCGGUACACACAGUCAGUGUUGAGAUCUAUUUGCAUCUGACACCCAGGGAGGCUGAGCGCUUGAGGCAAGUCAGCUACACACGACAGCUCGAAGCUGGUAAGCACAACCCUGGCUCUGCUGGUUUGACAGCGGAUCGUUUUGGCGAUGCGAAGCCGUGGCUUGCUGAGGGUAGGAUUCAGAGCACGAUACCCUGA